AUGCCGACAGAGGACGAGGGCGGUCGGAGCGAAUUGCAACAAUCGCCGGUCGAGGGCGUGGCCGUGCCAACAGCUGGGGCUGCCGCAGGCGCUGGGGCUGCCGCAGGCGCUGCGGCUGCCGCAGGGCGGCGCUCCUAUGCGGCUGUCGCGAGUGCGAGGGCGUCGCUCGUGGCUGCCGACGCGGCAGCGGCGAGAGCCGUCGGCGAGCACGCUGCGGGCUUGUCGAGGGCGGCGAGGGCGGUCCCGGUCGCCACCGCGGUCCCCGUCAACCGGGGCCCGGUGGCGGUGGGGACCGCGGUGGCGGUGGGCGUGCAGCCUGGGUGGGGCGAAGACUCGAUCCUCCCGGCGGGUGACCUGCGCAGCGCGUGCUGCUGCCUCAUCGCCCUCUCGUUGCUGCAGAUCUUCACGCUGCAGGGCUCGCUCGGGCUGGCGGUCGGAGGGCUGCUGCUGUGCGGGCGGCUCGACGCGCGGCUGCUCUCGCAGCGCCUCUUCUUCCUGCGCCUCUGUGCGGUGCUGAUCCGAGUCCUCUGCGCCCUCGCCAUCUUCCGGUCGAGCGUGUGCUCUCACACCUGCCUCUCCGCGGCUGACGGCGAAUGCGACGACGGCGGUGCCGACGCGCCGUACGACUCUUGCGUGCUGGGCACCGACUGCUCGGACUGCGGCAGCCGCCUCAACUACGUGCAGGCGGUCGUCACGCUGCACGGGCUGAGCGGCGCGCUCUCCCUCGCGCUCGUGAUUGCGUCGGACCGCGUCGUGGGGCGGGCGCAGGAGCUGCACCUGCUGAGCCUCGCCGCGAUGGAGGGCGUGCUGCUCUGA
Messenger RNA from Emiliania huxleyi CCMP1516, 816 nucleotides. RefSeq lists its product as hypothetical. Lineage: Eukaryota; Haptophyta; Isochrysidales; Noelaerhabdaceae. The record is from RefSeq and is a predicted model, not a curated record. The transcript has 4 exons. The coding region runs from base 1 to 816 and encodes 271 amino acids.